Messenger RNA from Gasterosteus aculeatus aculeatus (three-spined stickleback), 1991 nucleotides. The record is from RefSeq and is a predicted model, not a curated record. NCBI's taxonomy places the organism in Eukaryota, Metazoa, Chordata, Actinopteri, Perciformes, Gasterosteidae.
UGUAUAACAUACUUAUCAUGGCAGAUUGUAAAUAGCCUUUGUUGUAAAUUGGUACAAAGUACAAGGAAAUCAGUCAGGGUGGGGCCAGGUUAGUUUCAGGUUGUUGUUUUUUGAACUGAUCUCACAUUUAGAAAUAUACAUAUACAGAACACUAACAUGUAAAAAUAAAAAAAACACAACAAGUGCUGCAGUUUCUCUAUCUUUUGCACAAAGAUUGGACCUUCAUCCGAAGGACACACCGACUGUCAACCCUUUUUGCAGUCACGUGACGGGGAACCAACAGACUGCUGAGAAGUAACGCAGUAUUAAUUCGAUUUCCUGAAAGGCUGGUUUUGCAGUUUCAUUUACAGCGAAGCAAUAACGUAGAAGUUGUGACACACUUAUUCUCAAACGAUCAGAUACCCGGCGGCAGCAGACUUACUCAGGUGUACACAGGUUGAUGAAGAUGGCAGGAAACGCCGUGACCUGCUGUGUAGCUCUGCUCCUCGUCCUGACCUCCGUGUCAGCUGGACAGACGAAGCUUAAAUCAAUCACCGGUUUGAAGAAAAUCAACUUUGCUCAAUCCGUGCCCAAGCACAGUCUUUUGCUGCUCUACUGGUUUGCCAACGCUGUUGACAUCGAUGCCAACAACAUCAUAUCGCUGACCUUUGACCCAAACGCUGGGGAUUAUGGCUCACAUCAUUAUGGGAACUAUGAAGGACUGCUGGACCCGCUGCCUUGGGGAAACGAAUACCAGUACUACACUAUUGGUAAUCUCAACCAGGAAACCUUCGUGCCACUUCCUCCUUAUGUUCGCCAUCCCCCGGCAACGGAGUACUUCGGUAGAAACAGGGACAGAAUCAUAAUUCGCAUCAGGAGGCAGAACACUCAAGGGCAAGAUCUGCAGAGGAUAGACCAGGUCUACAUCACACAGCAUUAUGACACUUCGGAGAACCCGGGAACCCUGUAUGAUCCACAUCACACCUACAGGAUCACCGUCAACUUCUUGAGAGAGAUCAGACAGUUUUCCGUUGGACAAAACCGACAGCAACUGGGGCAACUCAGAAACGACUUUGGAAGCAACGCUGACGUUUCCUCCAUCAGAAACACAUGGGGGGACCUCGCUGGCCUUGGACUGCUGCUGUUUAUCGUGAUCCAGGAAAAGUACUCCUUCAAAAGUCCCAACAACAGACCGAAAACCAUGAGAAGUCCUGAAAGCAAUUUUUCAAGAAGCAACACCAACAUCCCGAGACCUAUUCGAAACCAAGGUUAUGUUGCAAUAGAUGUCAGUAGCGAUGAGGACCAAAAUCAUAGCUUUGUGACCAUGAACAUAGAAUCAGGCUUUGACAAUAACUCUCCUCCCCAGGACAGCUGGUGCAAAUGGAUUAGCAUUUGCUCUAUUGUCAUUGUUUUAAUUAUAUUACUUGUUUUUUUGUUUAAAAAAAUGAUAUGAGAAAACGUGUCAAUAAUAAAAAAGGAAAAAUAAGUCCUAAUAAUGUAAUAAUCAGGAUAAUUUAUAAGCAGGGGAGCAGUGGACAUUAGUUUAGGUUGCAUAGAGGUGGCCUUACAGAAGGUGCAUGCUUAUGUCCACAAUAUUGCAGUUAGUAUUCCACCGUGUCCCGUGAGUCAGUAGUUAGAAUAAGGUAAAAUUAAUAUUUGUGAAUUGUAUAAAUAUCCGGUGAAUUUGAUAAGAAAAGGAUAUUUGAACCGAGCAAAAUGCAUUUUAUUGUAUAUUAUAAUGCUUAAGCCAAGCCACAUAGUCAUGCUAAAGCAUGUCAAAUCGAGCAGUAAUAACUCACUGAUGAUUAAUUAUAUGUCUGAUAGGGAUGAAACAAAUGUAUAUUGCACUGAUAAAAGGAUUUUUUUAAUGCUUAUAUGUUACAAAUUGUUGAUCUGAUAUAUUGUUGCGUGCAUUCGUCCAUAUUCUAUGUUGUAGUAUAUUAGCUUAUUUUGUAAAUGUUGUUUUGAGUAUUCUUUGCUGAAAUUGUUUAUUAUAGUUAAGUCAGACUGAU